GAAAACUUGCAAAAUUGAAAAAGUGCAAGUAACGAAGUAUAUUUGGUCAUAAGUAUUUCAUUUUAUUGUUCGUUGUGCUAAAUUCUUCUUUAAAAAAAGUAAAUUUACAAAAUUUCUCGAUGGCUGGAGCCACGCUGUUCGCUCGUAUGAAUACGGACAGUAUGAGUACGAAGUUCUCAUUCGACGACGCUGGCAAUGACGAAGAACGUAUCCGCAAGAAGGAGAUUCAAAUCCUGGAAAUCGGCGAACAGUUCAAAAAACAAGGUAAAGCUAAAGAAUUGGCUGAAUUAAUCAAAAAUGUUAGGCCGUUCUUGGGUCAAAUUAGCAAAGCGAAAGCCGCCAAGCUUGUGAAAUCUUUGAUCGAUAUGUUCCUGGAUUUGGAAGCUGGUCUCGGUGUUGAAAUUGAGCUCUGUAAAGAAUGCAUCGAUUGGGCGAAAGAAGAAAGCCGUACGUUUCUGAGACAAAGUUUAGAAGCGAAACUAAUCGCGCUGUACUUCGAAUCCGGCAAACACGUUGAUGCGUUGCAAGCAGCAGGCAAAUUGUUGAAAGAAUUGAAGAAAAUUGAUGAUAAGAAUCUGCUCGUCGAAGUGUUACUGCUGGAAAGUAAAACCUAUCACGCGUUGAGCAAUUUAUCAAAGUCUAGAGCUUCUCUAACAUCUGCUAGAACUACAGCUAAUUCGAUUUACUGUCCUCCUAAGCUACAGUCAGCGUUAGAUCUCCAGUCAGGUAUUCUGCACGCAGCUGACGAACAAGAUUUUAAAACCGCCUAUUCGUAUUUUUAUGAAGCAUUCGAAGGAUACGAUAGUAUAGAAUCGAAUAAAGCUAUUACCGCUCUAAAGUACAUGUUGUUAUCGAAAAUUAUGCUCAACACUCCCGAAGAUGUGCAACACAUUGUUAGCGGUAAAUUAGCUCUGAAACACAGUGGUCCCGAUAUCGAUGCUAUGAAAAGCGUCGCCAAAGCUAGCCACAAACGCUCGCUAGCUGAUUUCCAAGAAACGCUUAAACAGUAUAAAAAGGAAUUAGAAGAUGAUCCAAUCGUACACGCUCAUUUGGAUACCUUAUACGAUAAUUUACUAGAGCAGAAUUUGUGUAGAAUUAUUGAGCCUUACUCGCGCGUCGAAGUUGGCUUUGUCUCCGAGCAGAUAAAACUCGAUUCUCUUCAAGUAGAGAAAAAACUUUCGCAGAUGAUUUUAGACAAAAAAAUACCCGGAAUUUUGGACCAAGGAGAAGGAAUUCUCAUCGUGUACGAAGAAAAUGCUCCGGAUAAAACCUACGAAGUAGCGAUGGAAACCAUCAACAGUAUGGCUAAAGUUAUCGAUACGUUGUACGAAAAAGCGAAAAAAUUGAAUUAGUCAUUGUGAUGUGGUUAUUUCUCUUGUACGAAAAGAUCAAUUCGUGACGUUAGUGUUAAUUUUCCAACCAAGGUACUUAAAUAUUAAAAUAUACCGUUGGAUAAUUAUAUGUACGUUAUUUCUCAUAAAUAGAAAUAUUCGCUUAAAGGCGUGUUAUUAGUAUUUUUAUGAUAUGAUAAUGACGUUUUUGAACGUUGGUCUUUUCACGGUAUUUAAAUCCUGUUAUAAAUUUUCAUGAAAGGCGUCGAGUAAUACUUUUAAUAACUGUGUUUGAUACCUAUUUUCGAAUUUUGUAUUUGUACGAGAUGAAUAUUUUGUACAUAGUAUUUUUUUUUUAUUUUACUAAUGAUUUAACAUUAUUCGAAAGAAAUAACAUUUUGUACAAGUUCUACCCUUGUUGAAAAAGAUUAAUGAAAUUUUAAUUAUCUUAUGUUAAAUUAGUAUCGAAGUGAUUUAUUUCGAGUAAUAAAGCGUGAAUUUGUA
Messenger RNA from Planococcus citri (citrus mealybug), 1835 nucleotides. RefSeq names its product regulatory particle non-ATPase 6 (gene Rpn6). Bases 120 to 1352 code for a protein of 410 amino acids. The transcript has a single exon. Gene Ontology annotation, molecular function: structural molecule activity. NCBI's taxonomy places the organism in Eukaryota, Metazoa, Arthropoda, Insecta, Hemiptera, Pseudococcidae. The record is from RefSeq and is a predicted model, not a curated record. Gene Ontology annotation, cellular component: proteasome regulatory particle, lid subcomplex. Gene Ontology annotation, biological process: ubiquitin-dependent protein catabolic process.